GAGUAUUGUACUUUGCCGUUUGAUAUAAGUUUUAUAUCCAAAGCUAGUCUGCACUGAAAAUGAGCGAAUUAAAUAUCAACGAUCUGCCUGGCGAAAUUCUAACACAAAUUUUCCGAUAUCUGGAUGCAGGAGAUUUGAAAGACGCGACAUUGACAUGCAAAUUGUGGAACAAUUUGAUCGAAUCCGGAUGUCGAUGGUCACUGAAGCUGGAGUAGGAUGAUUAUGGUCAAUUUUGGAGCAAAAAUCCUUGCCGUGUAGAGCAAAAGAUGAAUUUUAUUCUGACGACAAAUCGGAGAUUUGGAACAAUUAGAAUUAUCCGAGGUCAUUUGACGGAGGAUACACAAAUUCGUGAAAUAUUCCACAGGCACGGGUUCAAUGUCGUCCAGCUGCGUUGUUACGGUGGUCGCACAGACAGUCUCGUUGCAUUUCCCGAACUUUUAAAUCUCACUCCGAAUUUGACGAACGUUGUUAUAGAGACGAGAAGCUCGAUCGCCUCAAGUGAUGAUGAUGUACGACUGGAUCACGUUUUACCAGCCGUGAAAAAAUUGAAAAACUUGGAGAUAUUUUGCUGGGAUCAACGGAUCAUCAAAUGCUUUCGAAAAGCAAAACUCAACACUCUGAUAAUACGGGAAGAAAUACGUUCCGAACAUUACGGCUCAAUGAUAGAAUUCCUUUCAUCGCAGGAGAUGUUGACGUCGUUAACCGCUGUGUCAACAUGGAUACUGGAUGAAGUGGGAAGAUUGAACGUUCCGAUUCCGUUCCGGUUGACGGAAUUGAGGAUUACACACAAUUAUGAUGAAAUAUCGUCGGACUACUUAUCGAUAUUUGUUAGAUCACAAGCGCAAAAUUUAAGAGAAAUAGAAAUGGGAUGGCAUAUUCCGAGUUCGGUGUAUGAGUGCGUAUUUGCCAGCAUGACCAAAUUAAACAAAUUAAGUGUGAUGGUUGAUGACUUACCACAGGACAACGACUUUUACGAACGAUUGCAAGAGAAUGCCAGUAUUCGAACGAUAAAAUUACUGGAUAGUGAGCUGAAUGAAAGUCAAUUCGUUGACAAGUUUCUCAAAAAACUUCCUAACAUUCGCAAUGUAUUACUACCCAAUACCGGUUAUGUGGACCAAUCCGUUUUGAAAGUAGUUGCACACAAUUUAAGCAAACUCGAAUCGCUUACUAUUGGCUCAAUUUACGAACAUCUCAUCGGUGGUGUGAGAUUACCCAAUCUCAAAACGCUACACAUUCGGAACUUGUAUGACAAAAUCAAUUGGAAUGGAUUCAUUAAGCUCCAUUCCCAGUUAGUCGAAUUAACCAUAGAGAGUACGCACAACUUAUUUUCGAAAUUAUUCGAGCGAAGUGUUCAAGCUUGAAAGUGUUGGACUUGCAUAAGUCGUGCAUAUCAGACGAACUAAGGGAAAAUGUGGAAAUUAAUGUUCUCCGACUGUGCGAUAAAAUCGAAUGUUC
Molecule: messenger RNA, 1455 nt
Organism: Bradysia coprophila
Lineage: Eukaryota; Metazoa; Arthropoda; Insecta; Diptera; Sciaridae
Source: RefSeq, a predicted model, not a curated record